Messenger RNA from Xenopus tropicalis (tropical clawed frog), 1851 nucleotides. It is a transcript of the gene ivd, whose product is annotated as isovaleryl-CoA dehydrogenase. NCBI's taxonomy places the organism in Eukaryota, Metazoa, Chordata, Amphibia, Anura, Pipidae. The record is from RefSeq and is marked provisional. Gene Ontology annotation, cellular component: mitochondrion. Gene Ontology annotation, molecular function: 3-methylbutanoyl-CoA dehydrogenase activity; short-chain fatty acyl-CoA dehydrogenase activity; acyl-CoA dehydrogenase activity. Gene Ontology annotation, biological process: L-leucine catabolic process.
CGGCCUCCUUGGUUGGUUCCUGGAAAUCAUGGCUGCUCUCCUUCGUAAAGCGGUCGGUGUGAGCCGCCUUAGCCUGCCGGUGUUGUCUCAGUGGAGCAGAAGGUGCUCGGGAAUAUCGGUGGAUGACACUGUCAAUGGGCUGAAUGAUGAGCAGAAACAGCUCCGGCAGACCCUGCACAGGUUUUGCCAGGAUCACCUCAACCCCGUUGCCAAUGAGAUUGAUCAGAAGAAUAACUUUGCGGAGAUGAGGAGCUUUUGGAAGAAGCUUGGAGAACUUGGGGUUCUUGGAAUUACUGCUCCAGUUGAGUAUGGUGGAUCUGCUAUGGGCUACCUGGAGCAUGUUCUAGUAGUGGAGGAAAUAUCCCGGGCCUCAGCAGCCGUUGGGCUGAGUUAUGGGGCGCACUCCAACCUCUGUAUCAACCAGAUAGUCCGCAAUGGAAACGAGGCCCAGAAAGAGAAGUAUCUUCCCAAGCUGAUCAGUGGGGAGUACAUUGGAGCCCUGGCUAUGAGCGAGCCAAACUCCGGGUCUGACGUGGUGUCCAUGAGAUUGAAGGCAGAGAAGAAAGGUGAUUAUUACGUCCUGAAUGGCAAUAAAUUCUGGAUUACCAAUGGGCCCGAUGCUGAUGUGCUGGUGGUUUAUGCAAAGACAGACCCUUCAGCUCAACCCGCCUCUCAUGGUAUCACUGCUUUCCUGGUGGAGAAGGGGAUGCCAGGGUUCAGCACCGCACAAAAACUGGAUAAGCUGGGGAUGAGGGGCUCUAACACCUGUGAGCUUGUGUUUGAGGACUGCAAGAUUCCUGAGCAGAAUGUAUUAGGCCACUUGGGAAAAGGAGUGUAUGUGCUGAUGAGUGGUUUGGACUUGGAGAGGCUGGUCUUGUCUGGGGGCCCAUUGGGCAUCAUGCAGGCUGUGUUAGACCAUGCAAUUCCCUAUCUGCACACCAGAGAGGCCUUUGGGCAGAAAAUUGGCCAUUUCCAGCUUAUGCAAGGGAAAAUGGCCGACAUGUACACCCGCCUGGCAGCUUGUCGGCAGUAUGUUUAUAAUGUGGCAAAGGCCUGCGACCAGGGACAUUUCAAUUCAAAGGACUGUGCCGGGGUGAUCCUGUACUCAGCAGAGUGUGCCACACAGGUGGCUCUGGAUGGCAUCCAAUGUCUGGGGGGCAAUGGGUACAUCAACGAUUAUCCCAUGGGCCGCUUCCUUCGUGAUGCUAAGCUGUAUGAGAUUGGGGCAGGCACCAGUGAAGUUCGGAGAAUGCUCAUAGGCAGGGCCUUCAACGCUCUGUACAAAUAACCAGGAUCUCUCACUAUGGCCUCGUGCUGUACAGACUCAGAGUAUUCGUUCAUGGGACGCCCAGAUAUUUGUCACAGACACAUCAUAUGUUUGCGCCAUGGAUAUCUAAGAACCACGCACAGAGAAACCAAUAAAGUACAGUGCCCAGCUGGGACUUGGUGUGAUACAGGACUUGGGUUGAUAGCAAAUCUCUCUAUUAUCAUACAGACACACAGUAAUAAUGGAACAUUCUAAAUGGGAAUAAGAGACAUUGUGCUUUUGUGAUGAUGUCUCAGUUGAAAGGUAUCCUGAAGACUAACUGUAAAUGAGACGGCUCCUGAUAGUAAGGUCUCUCUUGCAACAAGCACCACAACUUUGGAGAUAUUUUGUGUUGUGUCAGAUGGUUUCUGCCCCCCCCCCCAACAUUGAAUGUACUUAUACAAUAGAAUUAUAGAAUACUUAUUCUACCAACUGAUGAUAUUGCUGUCUGACAGUGGAACAUAUCCUGUGCCUAUAGGAAGGAAACAUGAUUUUUUUGUCAAGCUGUGAUUAUCUCUAUAAUAAACUUUAUAAUAGUUUCAGAA